CUCCAAAGUGUGUUCUAUUUACGAAAAAUUUUAUUCUUUAAAGAUAUACAUAAUAAUUAUUUUUUAAUCAAAUAAUAAAUUUAUUAUAAUAAUUUUUUAAUAAAAGAAUAAUCUAAUCACAAAUAGAAAAUAUUUCUUUCACAACACAAUCACACAUACCAAAUAAAAACCGAGAACUAAAAAAUCGAAAAUUUAGAUAGAAUUUAUAAUUUAUAAUCAAUAUCUAUUUUUAUAAUAUUUGUCAACUAUUUCAAAAUUUGAAAUUGAUUCAACCUACACACCCAAACAAACAAACACAUACAUACAUAUAUAAAUAAAAAUGGUUCUUUAUAAUUUUAAAAAAAUUCAAGUUGUACCAACAUCAAAAGAUUUUGUUGAUAUCGUUUUAUCAAAAACCCAAAGAAAAACACCAACUGAAAUUCACAAACAAUAUGCUAUUGGUCGUAUUCGUACAUUUUAUAUUAGAAAAGUUAAAUACACUGCUCAAUCAUACCACGAAAAAUUAACUCAAAUUAUCAACGAUUUCCCAUUAUUAGAUGAUAUUCAUCCAUUUUAUGCAGAUUUAAUUAAUGUAUUAUAUGAUAAAGAUCAUUAUAAACUUGCAUUAGGUCAAUUAAAUACCGCAAGAAAUCUUAUUGAUAAUUUAUCAAAAGAUUAUUUAAGAUUAUUAAAGUAUGGUGAUUCUUUAUAUCGUUGUAAACAAUUAAAGAGAGCAGCAUUAGGUAGAAUGUGUACAUUAAUGUUAAAACAAAGUGCCUCAUUACAAUAUUUAGAACAAGUUAGACAACAUCUUGCUCGUUUACCAUCCAUCGAUCCAAAUACCCGUACACUCUUAUUAACUGGUUAUCCAAAUGUUGGUAAAUCAAGUUUUAUGAAUAAACUCACAAGAGCCAACGUUGAUGUCCAACCAUAUGCUUUCACCACUAAAUCAUUAUUUGUUGGUCACACUGACUUUAAAUAUAACUCAUGGCAAGUUAUCGAUACUCCAGGUAUUUUAGAUCACCCAUUAGAUGAACGUAAUACAAUUGAAAUGCAAUCUAUUACCGCUUUAGCCCAUUUACACUCAUGUGUUUUAUUCUUAGUUGAUAUUUCAGAAAGAUGUGGUUACACAAUUAAACAACAAGUCGAUUUAUUCUUUAGUAUUAAAGCAUUAUUUUUAAAUAAACCAUUAGUUGUUAUUUUAAAUAAAAUCGAUGCCAGAAGACCAGAAGAUGUACCAGAAGAUGAUUGGAAUCUCAUUCAAUCAUUAAGUGAUCCAGCUAGAGGUGGUAUUGGUGGCACUCAAUUAGUUCCAAUGUCCAAUUUAACUGAAGAAGGUAUCGCUAAAGUUAAAGAAACCGCCUGUUCAAUCCUUUUCGAAGAAAGAGUUGAAAAGAAAUUAAAAUCAGCCAAAUUAGAAAAAGAAAUUCACAGACUUCAUUUAGCUGUACCAGUUGCAAGAGAUAAUAAAAAACGUCCACCAUGCAUUCCACAAUCUGUUGUCGCUGCUCGUCAACAAGCUGAAAUGGAAGAAGAAGGCGAUGAAAAGAAACCAGUUCUUACUGCUGCCAUGAGAGAAAUGCUCGAAGAAGCUGAACAUGACGAACAAUAUGCUCAAGGUAUUAUUCCAAUCUUUGAUAUCAAUGCUUGGAAAAAGAAAUUCCUCCUCAAAAACGAAGAAUGGAAAUUCGAUAUUGUCCCAGAAAUCAUUGACGGUAAAAACAUUGCUGAUUUUGUCGAUCCAGAUAUUCUCAAACGUUUAGAAGAACUCGAAAUGGAAGAAGAAGCUUUCCUUGAAGAACUCAAAAACAAUGGUGGUGAUGAAGAUUCAGAAUCUGAUCUCGAUGAAGAAAAUCAACAACUCUAUGAUGAAAUUCAAGAAAAGAAACACGAACUUCGUAUUAACCAUAGAAUUAAAGAUUCAGGUAAACCACAAAUCACUCGUGUUAAAGGUAUCGAUACUGAACAUAUGAAGAAACACCUUACUUCAAUGCACGUCGAAAAAGAAGAACUCGAUGAUAUUAUGGCUAGUGUUCGUGAACGUUCAAAAUCACGUAUCACCGGUAGAAAACGUGAUCGUUCAGAAUCUCGUGAUGCCUCACAAUCAGCUGCUAGAGACCAAUCUCUCAGUCGUUCACAAUCCCGUUCACGUUCACGUACUAUUGCUCCAGUACCAGGUGAAGGUUAUGCUGAUCUUGCUCAAAAAAUAUUGGCUGAAAAACUCGCUAAGGUUCAUGCCAGAAAAAGAAAUAAGGAUGGUAGAAAAGGUGAAGCCGAUCGUCACGUUUAUGAUGAAAUGCCAAAACAUCUUUUCUCUGGUAAAAGAAGUCGUGGUGGUCAAGAUAGAAGAUAAAUUAAUUUUUAUUUUAUUUUUAUAUUUUACAUUUACAACAACAAUAAUAAUAUAUCAAUUUUUAUACACACAUACAAAUUAUAAUACUUUUAUAUUUAAUCAAAUUUUAAUUAAUUUUUUAAAACCAUCACACAUUCACACCUACACCCACAUAAAAAUCAUCUUAUAAAUUAUAAUAAUAAUAAUAAUAAUAAUAAUAUCAACCAAAUCUCUUGUUUAAUAGAAUUUCUCAAACAUUCAACUCCUAACCUUUUUUAAAAUCAUUUCAAUGAUUCUAAAAAUAUAAAAAGAAAAUAAUUUUAAAAAAAAACUAAAAAUAAAAAAAAAAAAAAAAAAUAAUAAUAAUUUUAAAAAAACC
Molecule: messenger RNA, 2690 nt
Organism: Dictyostelium purpureum
Lineage: Eukaryota; Evosea; Eumycetozoa; Dictyosteliales; Dictyosteliaceae
Exons: 3
Coding region: 320-2332 (670 amino acids)
Biological process (GO): ribosomal large subunit biogenesis
Cellular component (GO): nucleolus
Molecular function (GO): GTP binding; RNA binding; GTPase activity
Source: RefSeq, a predicted model, not a curated record